Molecule: messenger RNA, 609 nt
Organism: Lucilia sericata (common green bottle fly)
Lineage: Eukaryota; Metazoa; Arthropoda; Insecta; Diptera; Calliphoridae
Exons: 3
Coding region: 36-590 (184 amino acids)
Source: RefSeq, a predicted model, not a curated record
UACUGUAUAACUUUAGAAUUGAAAUAAGUUUUAUAAUGAAUAAAUUAAUUAUCGGUGUUAUAUAUCUAUUCGGUUUUGUGGCAACAUUUGAUAAGAGAAGCUGGAUCUAUGAAUUGACCGAAGUUAAUACCAAAAGUUCAAAUCCCGAUUUAAUAAAUAUAAAUUUAAGUAUUGAACGCAUUAAACGUGGUGUUUUUGCUUUAUCCGGAGAAUUUUACAUGAAUCUUGAUAUGACAGAGGGCGAUGGAAAUAAUGUGCAACUAAAAUCAUUUCGUAGUACCAAUGGUGAUGGUGAUUACAGAAGUAUACCCUUGCAAAUGUCACAACGUCAUUUCUACGAGGCAUUUAAUAGUCAUUAUAAAAGUGUGCUUAUGGAUACAUUUAAGGAUUGUUCAGAUUUACCAGUUUUUGAAGAUAAGUUUACACCACCUCUCGAAAAGAAAACCUAUAUUUUAGAUAAAUGUCAAAUAUCUCAGGACGGUAUGCCUAAUCAUAUGGAAGCAGGUGUAUAUAAGAUUGUUUUAUCGGGUACUGGUGAUGUUGAGUGGGAAGUGGAGGUAAUAGCUGAAGUCGAAGCUAAUAAUGUGUAGUAUAAAAGUGAAAUUAAUG